CGAUCUCUGAGCAGUCAGCGGCCGGUGACCGCUCGACAGCCUUUGAUCCAACGAGUUUAUUUUUUACCUAAAUCGUUUGACGGUGACCGCUCAAUUACGUCAGCGCCCGGACGGCGACCGUUCGGGCACCGAGCGCAUUUAGGGCGACGAGUGAAUAGUGAGCAGAUUUUUUAUUGUCUUUUUCAAACGUAUCGCCUUUGGAGCUUUGUGGUCGUCUGCAUUUACGACGAACUAAAACAUGCGAACUUCGCAACUUCGAACGAGAUAAUAGAGAAGGAAAAAAAGAACGAAAGCAGCUAAAAAAAUAUCAACAAGUCAGAUGUGAUCAGUGCAGGUACACAUGGCUCAACCGGUGAACGCACUUCCGGGUUCCUCAACCUCAGCAUUUCAUCCGUACCAAGGUAAUAUCCCCCAGAGUCCCACUCCAAUCAGCCAUAGCUAUUCAGGAAACUAUAACCGGUACUCCGGAAGAGCAACAGGGUGGAUUCAGCUUUGUUGUGGUGUAGGGGCGAUCUUUAUAGGGGUGGCGCAGUUCUUACUCGGCGGCUCGUCUCUCCGUUUCUUUUCAUUCGGGAUAUGGAUGGGACUUUGUUUCUUUGGGCCGACUGGAAUAAUAGGAAUUGCAAGUUUCCGGGGAAGGACCUGUGUAAUAACUGCUUACCUUGUAAUGUGUAUAAUUUGCAUCAUCCUUGCCAUGGCCAUGAUGAUUUCUGGGACCGUAGUCGCUUCAUUUGGAUUACAGCAGUGCUACAUUCGGGAUAGCGUGAUACCCUGUCAGAAAGGAUUAGCGGAAAGUCGAACCACAUCCGAUGGAAUCAUGAGUCUAAUCGGGUUUAUUGAGAUGAUGGUUGCUAUCAUUGCUUCAGUCUAUUGUUGUGCUGCGAUUUGUUGUGGUAAACAAUCUGGAAGUCAAGAAUUCAUGUUGGCUGACCAACAUCCUACAGUCACCCUACAGCAUCAAGGAGGUUUGCCAUAUCAUCCUGGAAACCUACUGCGGAAUCCAUACACCCAACUGCAACUCGGACUGAUGCAUCCGCAACAGCAGACUCAGACACACCAACAGGCUUUCCAAACACAUCAGUCACUAGCUCCUCAACAGACGUUUCUCCAACAACAGACACGAGCUCCGCAUCAGGUAUCCCCACACCAACAUGCUUAUCAACAGCAGCAGACUCUGCAACCACUAAUGACAUUCACACCUCAGUUGUUAAAUCCACCACAGACAUCCAUACAACAACAGGCUUAUCCAUCUUAUCGGACUCACCAACCACAGCAGAUGCACCGAUAACAGUACACCCAGGCAGCGCAACAGACACAGCAAACAUUUACACCUCACCAGGUAUUCCUACAUCAACAAUGAAUAAGACGGUAUAAAGAUCGAAUGUUAACGUGUCAAACAUCAACUCCUUUUCAAAACACCUCGCGAUUUUUUUUGGUCAUAUAUAAACAUUUCCUCUCUAGGAGGCACCACACUCUCCCCUCUGGAUAACCAGCUAACAGUUUUUUGAACCACCCUUAUCUUCAGGUCACUUUGGUCUAGCGGUUAGAGGAUUGGACUUAUGUUCGUCAUGAUAUGAGUUCGGAUCCCCGAUCUCCCAUCUACGACCCUAGAGUAAUUUCUGUCAGUCAGCCACUAUGCCUGAUUAACUUAGACGUAACAUAUUUCAGGGACCUGGGAACGAUUUUUUCAGUGGGGGUGCUGAAAUCUCUCCUCAAAGGUGGGGGGGGGGGGAGGGGACACAAUUGAGUUUUCCAUAAUUACACACACACACACCUCUAAGGGCACCACACACACACCCACCAACCCACAUACAUAUAUAUGACAGUCACUUAGCUUUCUUCUUAUAAAAAGAACAAAGAACAUUAGGCGUGCCACAAGGGUCUAUUCUAGGUCCCCUUUUAUUUUCAAUAUAUGUUAAUAGUUUACCUGAAUGUAUUCAUGAAGGUAUCAUAGAUAUGUACGCUGACGACACGACACUUACCGUCAGUGCGAAGAAAAAAUAACUGUUGCAUUAAACAAGGUCAUGGCAUGGAUUAAAGAUCAUCAGCUCGUCCUCAACACUGAAAAAACAUGUGUCAUGAUAAUAGGUUCUCGUGCUAAUCUCAGGAAAAUAGAUUCUUUCACGAUUUCGUUAAACGGUGAUUUGAUAAAUAGAGUUCAAUUCACCAAAUGCUUAGGAGUUUUGAUAGAUGAAGAACUGAAAUGGUCAAAACAAAUUGAAAAUGUAUGUAAACUUACUCAGAAAAGUAUUGGCAUAAUAAAGAGAGCGAAAAGUUCUUUGCCUGUGCAGUCCUUAAAGUUGCUUUAUAACAGUUUAGUGUUGCCAAGAUUUGAUUACUGUUCUGCUGUAUGGUCGAAUAGAUUUCAAUCCCAUAUAAUUAAGCUGCAAAAAAAUUCAGAAGAGGGCUGCAAGAAUAAUAUUGAACAAGACAUACGACACUCCGUCGGCUGAUUUGUUCGCAAGUCUUAAAUGGAUGACACUAGACAAACGAUUUGAGCUCAGUCGCGUUUUGAUGAUAUAUAAAUGUGUUCAUAAUUUAGCACCUUCUUACCUUCAGGUAAACUUAACCAAUCCAAAUGAUGUAUAUGAACAUCAUACCAGACAGAGAGACAGUGGAUAUUUACGCGUGCCCAAGUUUCGCACUGAUUGUUAUAAGUGUAGUCCAAUUGUUUCUUCAAUAUUUGAAUGGAAUAAGCUUGAUAAUUCAAUUAGAACAGCUCCUUCUGUCAUUUCAUUUAAGAGAAUGUUUAAAAGAACUUGUAAUUUAUAAAUAACUUGCGGAUCAUCCACUGUUGUGCGUAUUUUGUGUUAGCAUGAUCUUGAUGAUUUGGUGUAUAUUAUCAGUAUUUUCAAGAUGUCGUUCUUAGUUAAUUUGAUUUAUUGAUAUUUGAUUAUAGGUCAAACGAGUGCCCGUCUGCGUUUUGUUUGCUGCUAAGUUUGUUAAUGUUUCGUUUUACAUUCAAAUCCUAAUGUGAAUCUUAAUACCGUAACAUUCUGUACAUACGUUAUGCAUUUUGUAAAUAUGUUUAUUGUUAUUCAGGGCGCCAUGGAAGACCACUACUUAUUGGUGAAUGGGCUACCCUAUCAAAAUAUCAG
Molecule: messenger RNA, 3098 nt
Organism: Lytechinus pictus (painted urchin)
Lineage: Eukaryota; Metazoa; Echinodermata; Echinoidea; Temnopleuroida; Toxopneustidae
Exons: 7
Coding region: 341-1288 (315 amino acids)
Source: RefSeq, a predicted model, not a curated record